This is a messenger RNA of Fusarium sp. VM40, 1479 nucleotides long. The record is from the annotation of a GenBank genome assembly. Lineage: Eukaryota; Fungi; Ascomycota; Sordariomycetes; Hypocreales; Nectriaceae.
AUGGCUCGCCAUCUCGUUCACUCGUUUAUUUUGACUGCCGCCCUUAGCCCCUUCGUUAACGCAGGACCAUGUCGCCCAUCUUCUAGCUCCGCUGCUGUCGGCACGACCACCACCGAGCACUCCACUCUGAGUGGUUCUGCUCUCUCGACAGAAACCAUUGUUACGAUCAGCGAGACCGCCAGCUCUAGCUCUGACGAUGCUACCAGUACUGCCGAGGAUGCUACUAGCACUGAGCAAUCAACUGUGACUGGGCCCGCUGUUUCGACAGAUAACGUUGUUACUGUCAGCGAGUCUGUCACCUCGAAGUCUGACGAUGCCACCAGCACUGAGCAGUCAACUCUGACUGGGUCUACUCUUUCGAGAGAUACCACUAUCACUGCCAGCGAGACUGCCACUUUGAGCUCCGAAGGUACCACCAAGACAGAGGAGUCAACCGUGACGGGAUCGGCGGCUAGCUCAACGGACGUCACUACCACUAUUAGCGAGUCUGCUGCUACCACCACCGCCACUACCUGUACCCCUGCCGAGCCCCCGGUGUACACCGAGACUGAGGACUUCAUGAUGACUACAAUGUUUGAGGACGCUGUCACCACCACUACUGCUGCUGAACCACCCGCGACUACCACUGAGGCGUAUGAAUGCGAGGAUAACCUCAAAGAACCAUCACCAGCAGAUGUAAUUUGUGGCAGUCGGGGCUAUGCGACUGGGAACAGCGACGGCUUUAGGCAAUUGAACUACGUUUUUGCCAACUCGCUCCUCGAUUGUUACGGAUCCUGUCAGCGGACCCAAAAUUGCGAGACAUUCUACUAUUAUGACGAUGGCUCUUGUCAGCUCUUCAAGGGCACUGUCGACGGCACGGAUGACGCAGAAACCCCCUUCAAGACAUACGAAACACGCUGCUUCUGCGACACUGGUAUCGAACCGGCACCCACUUGCGAAGACACCAACCCUAUCAUCAAUGGAGGCUGGGACGAUGGAAAGUUCUCUCCUUGGGAAUAUUAUCCCAGGGCGUCUGGACGCGACAUCGUCGAUUUCAAGAUCAAGGCUGGCGGCCAGGGCGAUUCAGCCUACCGCUUCCAAACCGGAAACUUCCACUUCGACAAGUCCAUGUGGAUCUACCAAGAUGUCAAGGCCUGCCCUGGUAUUACCUUCACUUGCACCUUCAACUGGUGGUGGGACAAGUACUACGCCAUUCGCCAGAAUGAUGGUUCUCGACUCGUUCCCUAUGUCCGCAUCUAUCAAGAUGAUGAUGAUUACGCCCUCACCAGCAGGUACCCAACAAGCGACGACGACACCAUGCGAUGGAUACAAGGAGGCUUCAGAUUUACUGUGCCGGAUAGUGGCGAGACGAGAAUCUGGUAUAUCGCCAGUAGUCCCCAGGGUGAAUGGCUCAACACCAGCGAUGAUCCUUGUAAGCCGGAGUGGGUUCAUAGACCCAAUGCUCUUGCUCUGGACUCGAUGGUUUGCUCCAGGAACUAA